Aspergillus bombycis is the source of this 1773-nucleotide messenger RNA. Its product is annotated as CRAL-TRIO domain-containing protein. Bases 1 to 1773 code for a protein of 590 amino acids. Lineage: Eukaryota; Fungi; Ascomycota; Eurotiomycetes; Eurotiales; Aspergillaceae. The transcript is spliced from 4 exons. The record is from RefSeq and is a predicted model, not a curated record.
AUGCAUACUGGUUGGUUCUUGCGCCGCCGUCUCUUACUUUCCUCGGCCAGAUCCAUCCAAUCUGUCUCAUCUUACUCUGCCAGUGCACAGAUCUUCCCGAAACACCUGGGUACAAGUUCGUGCUUUUUAAUUGCGUCGAAUCCACCCAAACGCCCCUUCUCCACUUUACCAGUAUCACCUCUUAGCGGACCGAGGAAGGCUUCAUCUUUUUGGGCGAUCACAUUCACAUUAGCUAUUGUCUGUGGAGCGACCUGGCUACAAGAUAAAUACCGUCAUCCCGGAAACGAUUCCCACCUCAUUUCGGAACCUCCGGAAUUUGAUCAAGAAAAACCUCCCUUUCUCGGUGUAAUAGAUACCCUUAAAACAAUGCCUAUCCAAGCCGCCCCCGGAACCGUGGGCAACCUCACCCCAGAGCAGGAAGUCAAACUUCAGGAGUUUUGGGUCCUGCUGCUGAAGGUAUGCGGCAUUAACGUGGAAGGAAUUGAAACGAAUGGCGAUGUCGCCACACCCCCAAGCCCGUCGUCCCAGAAGAAAGCGCAACCCAAGCGGAGGUUCACCUUCUUCGGUGGAAAGAGCAAUGACGAGGAGGAGGACACCACAACGAACGGUGUUACAAACAGCAUUGCUUCCAUCAACAUUACCGAUGGAGAUGACAAAUAUGGACAGUCCAAGGAAUUCCAGCAAGCAAUUACCGACAUGAAGCCUGAGGAGAUUCGGGUUACACUGUGGAACAUGGUGAAGCAAGAUAACCCCGACUCCUUGCUCCUGCGUUUCCUUCGGGCGCGCAAGUGGGAUAUCAAGAAAGCACUCAUCAUGCUGGUCUCCACAAUUAGAUGGAGAUUGCAGGAUGUGAAAGUCGACGAUGAUAUUGUUAGGAAUGGCGAACUGGCUGCCCUGGAGCAAUCGAAGAGCUCGGACCCUGAAGAGAAGAGAAAGGGCGAAGAGUUCCUGAAACAGAUGCGCAUGGGCAAGGGUUACAUCCACGGUGUUGACAAAGAUGGACGGCCUAUUUGCGUUAUCAGAGUGCGCUUGCACAAGCCGGCCGAUCAGGGCACGGAUACUUUGGAUCGGUUUACCGUGUACACCAUUGAAUCUGCCCGGAUGAUGCUCUCGCCUCCAGUUGAAACAGCUUGUGUUGUCUUCGACAUGACCGGCUUUUCUUUGGCAAACAUGGACUAUCAUCCAGUUAAAUUUAUGAUCAAGUGCUUCGAGGCUAAUUAUCCUGAAUGCCUGGGAGUUGUGCUUAUCCACAAAGCCCCCUGGAUCUUCUCCGGAAUUUGGAAUAUCAUCAAGGGCUGGCUUGAUCCCGUUGUUGCAUCCAAGAUCAACUUCACCAAGAACGUCUCAGACCUUGAGAAAUUCAUCCCCAAGGAUCGCAUUUAUAAGGAGCUUGAGGGCGAUGAGGACUGGGAAUACAGCUAUGUAGAGCCCAAGACCGAUGAAAAUAAAACGAUGGAAGAUACGGCCAAGCGAGAUGAGUUGAUCAAGGAAAGACAACAACUUGCUCAAGACCUCCAAGAUGCCACGAUUGAGUGGAUCACGGUCAGCCGGAAGAAGGACGAGGAGGCCACCAAGGCAGUGGUGGAGAAGAGACAGGCGCUCAUUGAGCGAUUGAGGGUUCAAUACUGGCAGCUCGACCCGUACAUUCGCGCUACCUCUCUGUACGACAGACUGAACAUUCUUCAGGGCAGUGGAAAGAUUGAUUUCUAUCCGGCUGAAGCCAAAGUGAACGGAACUACUACAAACGGUGCCACGAAUGGCACGUCUAACUAG